Momordica charantia (bitter melon) is the source of this 1509-nucleotide messenger RNA. RefSeq lists its product as uncharacterized. NCBI's taxonomy places the organism in Eukaryota, Viridiplantae, Streptophyta, Magnoliopsida, Cucurbitales, Cucurbitaceae. The record is from RefSeq and is a predicted model, not a curated record. Gene Ontology annotation, molecular function: oxidoreductase activity, acting on NAD(P)H; NADPH binding.
CUGUGUAAAUUUAUAACUGAGACUUCUUCACUUCAGUUAAUGAGGGCUCUGUUUUAUUCAAUUUUCUCUUCUGGUUUUUUUCUUUUCAUCCCGUUGAUCGCUACUGGCAGCUAAAAAAUUGGCUACUAUUCAUUUCUGAACCGUCAUUCCAAAACUCGAGAGGGUUUGCUCACCGUUUUCCGAAUCUUCAGAGGUAAGGGACGUUAAAAUCUGAACAUAGGCUGUUGGGGAUGAAGCACAAUGUUUCUUUCAGGCUCUGUGAGAGAGGCCCAAAACUCCUUGUACUGGGCCAGGUUUGAGAACCCAUAUUGCAAAGAACUGAAUUAAGCAUUUGACUGUUUGUUUUUGAAGAAGCAUUUGAUUGGGUUUGGAAAAGAACAUAUAUUUCUUUCGUUUCCCUGUAGCGUGCGUAGAGGAAUGAGAUCUCUUCGUUCAGCUGUGUGCUUUGCAGAGUCCAGUAGCAGACAGACAAUGAAAGCUAUAGUGAUCAGCAAGCCGAGCGACCUGGAAGUUCUUCAAUUGCAAGAGGUUGAGGACCCAGUAAUCAAAGACGGUGAGGUUCUGAUCAGGAUCGAGGCCACUGCGGCCAACCAGGCCGACACGUUACAGAGGAAAGGCUUUCAUCCCCCGCCCAAGGGUGCCAGUCCCUACCUCGGUCUCGAAUGCUCUGGGAUCAUUGAAGCCGUUGGGAAAAACGUCUCUCGUUGGAAAACCGGCGAUCAGGUAUGUGCUCUUCUUGCUGGAGGCGGAUAUGCUGAGAAAGUAGCUGUCCCAGCUGGGCAAGUGCUUCCCAUUCCACCUGGUGUUUCCUUGAAGGAUGCCGCUAGUCUUCCGGAGGUGGUGUCAACUGUUUGGUCGACCGUGUUUAUGACAAGUCGGUUAGCGAGAGGAGAGACAUUGUUGGUUCAUGGAGGCUCAAGUGGAAUUGGUACUUUUGCUAUUCAGAUAGCCAAAUACCAAGGAGAAAGAGUGUUUAUUACUGCAGGUAGUGAGGAGAAAUUAGCUGUCUGCAAGGACCUUGGAGCAGAUGUGUGCAUCAAUUACAAAACGCAAGAUUUUGUCGCACGAGUGAAAGAAGAAACAGAUGGAAAAGCGGCUGGCUUGCGAAACCGUACUCCUGAAAACAAAGCAGUUAUUGUUAGAGAAGUUGAGAAGAUGGUUUGGCCAGCCAUUGCAGCAGGGAAGGUGAAGCCUGUGAUCUUCAAGUAUCUUCCAUUGUCAGGAGCAGAAGAAGCCCACCAGCUAAUGGAGAGUAGCAUGCAUAUUGGAAAGAUACUGCUGAUUCCAUGAUUAAAGAGAUUGUCGAGAGAUCCAGAUGAAAAAUGAUUGCUGAUUAAGCUGUGGUUGAAGUUUGAACUUGGCAAUUAGUAAUUAAAGAAUUACCGUGAAGUUGUGAUUUCCGUUACUUGGUGAUUCAUUUUACCACCUCUUGUUUCCAUGCAUUUGGUUCAGAUUUAAUUGGAAGGACGUUAGAAAUGUAUUGUCGUAAAUAUAUGACUUCUAAGUUUC